Molecule: messenger RNA, 2975 nt
Organism: Geodia barretti
Lineage: Eukaryota; Metazoa; Porifera; Demospongiae; Tetractinellida; Geodiidae
Source: the annotation of a GenBank genome assembly
CCCGAAUGCAGAGGGCUUACCAAAUUAGCUGAUACUGCCACAUUCCAUUUAGACGCAAAGUCUGCAGCAAGUACUACUGCUCCAUCCAAUGACGAAAUCCAGUUGGAACCUUCCUUAUCAUCUUCUCUCCCAUCCUCUCCUCGGAGUCCAGUAUCUACUUCAGGUACCACCCUCGCCUCAGUAGAAGGAGUGAAGGAGAAGGUGAAAACCUUUCGUCGACGGUUUGCCGCCAUCAAGAUGUCGACAAUCGAAUGCCUUGAGAAAUGCAAAAUGGUCGUGAAAACCGUCGUAUUCCUGUUGAUGUCCAUCAAAGCGGUAGACGAACACAAAAUGUUCCUCAAAAAGGAGCACAAAACCCUGCGCAAGUGCGAAGACCACUGGGAGCUGUUUGGAGACCUGAAUCUCUACUGGAACUAUCUUGCCUUUGAUCUCCUGGAACAACUCAUUGAAGUCCUGACUCUCAAGCAAGCAGAGUUCGACCCCAUCGCAACCGAAAUGGCCAGCUACAAAGGAGAACUUGAGAAUUUCAGAAGGAGCACUGCGUUGGAGCUAUUCUGCCUGGCCGAGGCUUCGAAACUCGGAGCUAACAUACCGGAAAGUUUCAAGGAAGUGGUCGUUAAAUUCGAAUGGCCCGGGGAAGUCAAUCUGGAGAUGGUUGAGGAGUUCCGGCAGCGCUAUGCCCAGGCUUACAACCUGGACAAGUGUGCCAUGUUAAUCUACAGCAUCCGGGCUGGGUCGUUUACCGUUACCUGGCUUUUGCCUAAUUCCGUCCUCGACAGAUUGACAAAGACAACGGCGCCCGUUCAGCUCUUCAGACAUUUCCGCGUUAUUAGAUUGGACAUUGACGGAAAGUGUUUCUACAAAAUGCCGGUGGCCCCCUCCCUUACUCCUACCUCCAGUGGCAGCUUGGAAAACAAAGGCUCGCCUGCAAAAAGUGGAGAAGGAAAGGAGGAAAUGGACGAAUACAGAUUUGUUGAGCAGCCAUCUGCGGACUUUUUCUGUCCAGUCACAAUGGGUCUACUGCUCCAGCCUCACCUCACGUCAUGCUGCGGUAAACAUAUCUCGCAGGAAGCUGCUGCAAAGAUACGGAGGGAGAAGUUGCCGUGUCCGCUGUGCAAGAAGGCUCACUGGAACACAAUGUUGGACAAGCGGUUUCGGCGCGAAGUGAACGCACUCCACGUGUGCUGUCGUCACGAGGAUAGAGGCUGUGGGUGGCAGGGAGAGAUGACUACCUUUCACACCCACGCCAAGUCUUGCCCCAUGAGAUGUGACGCUCCACUGAACACUAGGUUAGCUGAGAAUUAUCGGCAUGCAAUCUAGAGUAAUCUGCAUACCUUUGGAAUUUCAUACAGUGAUGACAGAGCAACUUUAGGACCUGGACCAGAACACUUUAACGUGACGGAAAAAUCACAGGCAGAGGAAACCAAUGACAGUUUCUAUGUGCCUGAGGGUCCACUGUUUGUAGCUCUGUAUGACUUUGAGCAGAAGACAAGCGAGAGCCUGGCUUUCAGAAAGGGAGAAAAGUUAGAGAUCAUCAGCGAAGAGAAGGAAGGUGAUUGGUGGCGAGCUCGCAAUCUAAACUCCUUGAAAGAAGGCUACAUUCCCCGCCAAUAUGUGGCAAAGUGUGAUACUCUGGCAGCCGAAGACUGGUACUUUGGCAAAAUAGGGAGAAGAGAAGCAGAGAGGAUCCUCCAAAUCCACCAUGUUCGAGGAAUGUUCAUGGUUCGGGAGAGUGAUAGCAAACCGGGGGAUUUCACCCUCUCUAUCUACGAUGGUGACAGUGUGAAGCACUACCACAUUCGCCGCCCAGAUCAUGAGGCUAUCUAUUACGUCGCCAGUCGAGCUGUCUUCAAGUCUAUCAGGGAACUAAUAGAGCAUUACUCCAAGGAUUCCGAUGGACUAGUCACUGUCCUCACUGCCCCUUGCCUCCCACUGGAGAAACCACGGACCGAUCUGUCCACAAGACACAGACAGAGUGGGAGAUAGCUUGUGAUUCCAUCUCCUUUGGCAGCGAACUCGGAUAUAACGGCAGGUUUGGGGAGGUGUGGGAGGGAAAAUGGAAUCAAAGCAUACCAGUUGCUAUCAUGACCUUUAAAAAUGGGAUUAUAGAGCCGCAGCCAUUUCGGGAAGAGGUUGCAAUCAUGAUAACACUGCGGCAUCCAAACCUUGUGCAGUUGUAUGCCAUUUGUACGCAGGAAGAGCCUCUUAUGAUGAUCAUGGAGCUAAUGUCGCAAGGCAGCUUGCUCGAGUACCUGAGGGGAGAGGGUCGCUCACUGAAGCUGCGUGGUCUUGUCGAUAUGGCCGCCCAAGUUGCUGCUGGUAUGGAGUACCUCGAGGACCGAGACUACAUCCACGGAGACCUGGCAGCCAGGAACGUACUUGUUGGUGACCUCAACACCUGCAAGAUAUCUGACUUUGGACUGUCUCGACUCAUCGACGAUUACGAUGAUAGAACCUCAAGACUCCCCAUCAAGUGGAUGGCUCCAGAGGCUGCCCUUUACAACCGAUUCACGACCAAGAGCGACGUGUGGUCGUUUGGGGUCCUACUGUACGAGCUGUUGACCUACGGGCGAUUUCCGUACCCUGGCAUGACCAACAGUGAAGUCCUGAAAAAAUUACAGGUUGGAUAUCGCAUGCCUCCUCCCCCGAACACACCUGAUAGAUUCUACCAGAUAAUCCUCGACACCUGGAAGGAAGACCCUCUUGACCGGCCAACGUUCGAGUUAAUUAAGUGGAUUCUGGAGAAUUUCUUCGCUCAAGAUUUUUCAUACCGUAAUGCAAUAGACAUGAAGACAUGAAAGUAUGUGACAUGAAAGUAUUGUGUCUAUUGUGUGCAACAUGUUAUGUUGACCAAUAUACCCAUUCAUGUUGUCACAUGGGGUCGAACACAGUCACUUGUCACAUCUGUAAUAAGGUCUAGCGUCCUCUCUGCAUUCCAAGCUCCAUUAUGUUCCUCAGUAUAAUAUUAUACCCUA